This is a messenger RNA of Aquila chrysaetos chrysaetos, 947 nucleotides long. RefSeq names its product stathmin 1 (gene STMN1). The record is from RefSeq and is a predicted model, not a curated record. NCBI's taxonomy places the organism in Eukaryota, Metazoa, Chordata, Aves, Accipitriformes, Accipitridae. Gene Ontology annotation, biological process: regulation of microtubule polymerization or depolymerization; microtubule depolymerization; neuron projection development. Gene Ontology annotation, cellular component: cytoplasm; neuron projection. Gene Ontology annotation, molecular function: tubulin binding.
AGAGUUCCUUAGAUUCCUUUGAUUGGAAUCCAACCGAUUGAAGUUCUCCCAUAGUUGGCUUCUGGAGUCAUAUUUUCUUGGUCAUGGCUACUUCUGAUAUUCAAGUGAAGGAACUGGAAAAGCGUGCCUCUGGGCAGGCAUUUGAGCUGAUACUCAGUCCCCGCUCAAAAGAAGCAGUUCCAGAAUUCCCUCUUUCUCCCCCAAAGAAGAAGGAUGUGUCAUUGGAAGAGAUUCAGAAGAAGUUGGAAGCAGCAGAAGAGAGACGUAAGUCUCAUGAAGCAGAAGUCUUGAAGCAGCUAGCUGAGAAGCGGGAGCAUGAAAAAGAGGUGCUUCAGAAAGCAAUUGAAGAAAACAACAACUUCAGCAAAAUGGCAGAGGAGAAGCUGACCCAAAUGGAAGCUAACAAAGAAAACCGCGAGGCACAAAUGGCUGCUAAACUGGAACGCUUGAGGGAGAAGGACAAGCAUAUUGAAGAGGUUCGAAAGAACAAAGAAGGCAAAGACCCUGGUGAGGCUGAAACUGACUGACUUCAUUCUGGAAACUGACUCUCUCCCCCUCCUCUAAAUAUCCAAAGACUGUACUGGCCAGUGGUUUUAUCUUUGGUUUUUUUUUUUUAAGUUUCUAGAAACUGAUGUAGAACUGUAAAAUUAGAUCCAAACUGUACACUUUCUUUGGGGGCUAGAGGGGAGACUUUACAUGUUUCACUUUUUCUAAAGUGUUGUCUUUCCAGUGUAGCUAUCUUCUUGUUGCAUCCUUUUCUACUCCAGUGCGCUUGCUACUGGGUUGAUGGCUAGUACUGUAUCAGCUCUGUAAGACGUUUGUGAAAGGAAUAUGUAGAUUACUGUUCCAUGCUGAAUAUCUGUUACACUUCAAAAAUCUGACUCUGUCCCAGUCUGCUAAAAUACUGCUGUAACUGAGUGACUAAAUAAAGCUGCACAGUGCUGUUA